Molecule: messenger RNA, 8674 nt
Organism: Myotis myotis
Lineage: Eukaryota; Metazoa; Chordata; Mammalia; Chiroptera; Vespertilionidae
Gene: EGFR
Product: epidermal growth factor receptor
Exons: 28
Coding region: 155-3769 (1204 amino acids)
Biological process (GO): cell surface receptor protein tyrosine kinase signaling pathway; cell differentiation; protein phosphorylation
Cellular component (GO): basal plasma membrane; signaling receptor complex
Molecular function (GO): ATP binding; epidermal growth factor receptor activity; epidermal growth factor binding
Source: RefSeq, a predicted model, not a curated record
CCGCGUCCCCGGCGAGUCCCGAGCAGCCCGCGGCCGCCGCCUCCCCGCCGGACCACAGGCCACCCCGGAGCCCUCGCCUCGCCGCCGCCGCCGCCGCCGCCGGAGCGCACGGCCGCCGCUUCCCUCCCGGACUCGUUGCGGGCUCCCGGCGGCGAUGCGACCCUCCCGGACGGCGGGAGCCGCGCUCCUGGUGCUCCUGGCGGCGCAGUUCCCGGCGCGCCCGGCGCUGGAGGAAAAGAAAGUUUGCCAGGGCACCAACAACAAGCUCACCCAGCUGGGCACGUUCGACGACCACUUCCGGAACCUCCAGCGGAUGCUCAACAACUGCGAGGUGGUCCUUGGGAACUUGGAGAUUACCUACAUGCAGAGGGACUACGACCUGUCCUUCCUAAAGACCAUCCAGGAGGUGGCCGGCUACGUCCUCAUUGCCCUCAACGUGGUGGAGAAGAUCCCCCUGGAGAACCUGCAGAUCAUCCGGGGGAACAUGCUCUUUGAGAACACCCACGCCUUGUCCGUCCUGUCCAACUACGGCGCCAACAAGACCGGCCUGCGGGAGCUGCCCAUGCGGAACCUACAGGAAAUCCUGCAGGGCGCCGUGCGCUUCAACAACAACCCCACCCUCUGCAGCGUGGACACCAUCCAGUGGCACGACAUCGUGGACGGCAGCUUCGUGAGCAACAUGUCGCUGGACUUUCAGAGCCACCCGCCCGGCAGCUGCCAGAAGUGCGACCCGAGCUGCCCCAGUGGAAGCUGCUGGGCUGCGGGCAAGGAGAACUGCCAACAGCUGACCAAGACCAUCUGCGCCCAGCAGUGCUCCGGCCGCUGCCGGGGCAAGUCCCCGAGUGACUGCUGCCACAACCAGUGUGCCGCCGGCUGCACGGGGCCCCGCGAGAGCGACUGCCUGGUCUGCCGCCGGUUCCGGGACGGCGCCACCUGCAAGGACACCUGCCCGCCGCUCAUGCUGUACAACCCCACCACCUACCAGAUGGACGUCAACCCCGACGGCAAAUACAGCUUCGGCGCCACCUGUGUGAAGAAGUGUCCCCGGAACUACGUGGUGACCGACCACGGCUCCUGCGUGCGGGCCUGCAGCUCCGACAGCCACGAGGUGGAGGAAGACGGCGUCCGCAAGUGCAAGAAGUGCGAAGGGCCCUGUCGCAAAGUGUGUAACGGGAUAGGGAUCGGGGAGUUUAGAGACACCCUGUCCAUCAACGCCACCAACAUCAGGCACUUCCGCAACUGCACCACCAUCAGCGGGGACCUGCACAUCCUGCCCGUGGCCUUCAAGGGGGACACCUUCACCCACACGCCGCCCCUGGACCCGAGGGAGCUGGACAACCUGAAAACCGUGAAGGAGAUCACAGGGUUCCUGCUGAUCCAGGCCUGGCCGGAGAACAGGACGGACCUGCACGCCUUCCGGAACCUGGAGAUCAUCCGGGGCCGGACCAAGCAGCACGGCCGCUUCUCUCUCGCCGUCGUCGGGCUGGACAUCACGUCCCUGGGGCUGCGCUCCCUCAAGGAGAUCAGUGACGGGGACGUGAUCAUCUCGGGGAACCGCAACCUGUGCUACGCAGACACCAUCAACUGGAGAAAGCUCUUCGGGACCACGAGUCAGAAAGCCAAGAUCCAAGGCAACAAGGACAGCAGAGACUGCAAGGCUCAAGGCCAAGUCUGCAACCGGCUGUGCUCGACACCCGAGGGCUGCUGGGGCCCCGCGCCCGGGGACUGCGUGGCCUGCCAGAACGUCAGCCGCGAGCAGGAGUGCUUGGAGCGGUGCAACCUGCUGGAGGGCGAGCCCAGGGAGUUCGUGGAGAACGGCGAGUGCAUCCAGUGCCACCCGGAGUGCCUGCCCCAGCCCAUGAACGUGACCUGCACAGGACGCGGCCCCGACAGCUGCGUGCAGUGCGCCCACUACAUCGAUGGCCCUCACUGCGUCAAGACCUGCCCGGCCGGGGUCAUGGGCGAGAAUAACACGCUGGUCUGGAAGUUCGCGGACGCCAAUCACAUCUGCCACCUGUGCCACCCCAACUGCCCCUACGGCUGCACAGGGCCAGGUCUUAAAGGCUGCACGAACGAGUCCAAUAUCUCGUCCAUCGCCAUAGGGAUCGUGGGCGGCCUCUUCCUGCUGCUGAUGGUGGCGCUGGUGGUGGGCCUGUGUCUGCGUCGGCGCCACAUCGUCCGCAAGCGCACGCUGCGCCGGCUGCUGCAGGAGAGGGAGCUCGUGGAGCCCCUGACCCCCAGCGGGGAAGCGCCCAACCAGGCCCUCCUGAGGAUCCUAAAGGAGACCGAGUUCAAAAAGAUCAAGGUGCUGGGCUCCGGCGCGUUCGGCACCGUGUACAAGGGGCUCUGGAUCCCGGAGGGCGAGAAGGUUAAAAUCCCCGUGGCCAUCAAGGAAUUGCGGGAAGCCACGUCUCCGAAGGCCAACAAGGAAAUCCUCGACGAAGCCUACGUGAUGGCCAGCGUGGACAACCCCCACGUGUGCCGCCUGCUGGGCAUCUGCCUGACCUCCACGGUCCAGCUCAUCACGCAGCUCAUGCCCUUCGGCUGCCUCCUGGACUACGUGCGCGAGCACAAGGACAACAUCGGCUCCCAGUACCUGCUCAACUGGUGUGUGCAGAUCGCCAAGGGCAUGAACUACCUGGAGGAGCGGCGCCUGGUGCACCGGGACCUGGCCGCCAGGAACGUGCUGGUGAAGACGCCGCAGCACGUCAAGAUCACGGACUUCGGGCUGGCCAAGCUGCUGGGCGCCGAGGAGAAGGAGUACCACGCGGAGGGCGGCAAGGUGCCCAUCAAGUGGAUGGCCCUGGAAUCGAUCUUACACCGAAUCUACACCCACCAGAGCGACGUCUGGAGCUACGGCGUCACCGUGUGGGAGCUGAUGACGUUUGGGUCCAAGCCCUAUGACGGGAUCCCGGCCAGUGAGAUCUCGACCGUCCUGGAGAAAGGGGAGCGCCUCCCGCAGCCGCCCAUCUGCACCAUCGACGUCUACAUGAUCAUGGUCAAGUGCUGGAUGAUAGAUGCGGACAGUCGCCCAAAGUUCCGGGAGUUGAUCAGUGAAUUCUCCAAAAUGGCCCGAGACCCCCAGCGCUACCUCGUCAUCCAGGGCGACGAGAGGAUGAACUUGCCCAGCCCCACGGACUCCAACUUCUACCGCGCGCUGAUGGACGAAGAGGACAUGGAGGACGUGGUGGACGCGGACGAGUACCUGAUCCCCCAGCAGGGCUUUUUCCACAGCCCCGCCACCUCCCGCACGCCCCUGCUCAACUCCCUGAGUGCCACCAGCAACAACUCCGCCGUGACUUGCAUCGAUAGAAACGGGAGCUGCCCCCACAAGGAAGACAGCUUCCUGCAGCGGUAUAGCUCGGACCCCACAGGCGCCCUGACCGAGGACAGCCUCAGCGACGCCUUCCUGCCCGCGCCAGAAUACAUAAACCAGUCGGUCCCCAAGAGGCCGGCGGGCUCGGUCCAGAACCCCGUCUACCACAACCAGCCCCUGACCCCAGCUCCCGGCCGGGACCCGCACUACCAGAACCCCCCCAGCAGCGCCGUGGGCAACCCCGAGUAUCUCAACACCACCCACCCCUCCGCCGUCCACGGGGCCCGCUGGGCGCCGAACGGCAGCCACCAAAUCAACCUGGACAACCCCGACUACCAGCAGGACUUCCUGCCCAAGGAGGCCCAGGCCAACGGCCUCUUCCCGGGGCCCACGGCCGAGAACGCAGACUACCUGCGGGUGGGCCUGCCGAGCAGCGAGUCCAUCGGCGCAUGACCGAGGAAGUGGCCACGGCCGCCAGGCCAGCCUGCAGCCCCCGGGACCGGCCACGCAGCUCCCAGGCCUGCCAGCCACCCGCCGUGCCCCACCACUCCUGCCCCCGCCCCGGACUGGUCUGGCCGGAUCCAAGGAUCUUCUUAGAUCGUCUGACCGGCCCCCUUUCGACCAGGCGGCGCCCCUGCUCGGAUGUGCGCUGGCACGUUGCACUCUGAGCUCCUCAGAAGGCACCGGAAAGAAUGCCGUCCCGGGCAGACGUGCACCCAGCAAUGAGGGACCUUCGGAAAGAAAGCUGCCUACACUGAAGAGGUACUGCUCGGGGGCCCGGGGGUUUUCAGGGCCGGUACUGGCUCGGUUCCGAAUGGGCUUCUCUGAUGAGGAAGAGGCCAGACCGUCCGGAGCUCGCGCUGCCCUGAGGACAGGGGCCCACCUGGGACCAAGAGCAAGGCCAGCCUGAGGGGACGCGGACCGUCGGCUCUGCCUCUGCUCUCCCCGACCGGUCACACGCGCCCUCCCUGACCCCAGCGGCUGACGGUACGCGGCACGGCAUCCCGUCGUGGCAGGUACGAGAGGAUGAGCCGCCUUGCCCCCUUCCUGGGCAGGGAGGACCCGACGACAGAUUCCUCCUCGGACUCGCUUUUCUGUCCGUGUCCCCGUGGUCCUCGCCCUCCAUCCCUUGGCCGGCGUCUUCCCGUGACAAGCCUUAAGACUUCCUUGUUUGUUCUCCAUUCCAUUCCUUUUGGAACCCGAUACGGUUUCCCCGUCAGCAAGAGGAAACGGUACAGCCAACAGGCCAGGCCGGCUCCCAGCCGAGUCAGCAGCACUCAGACCAGAAGCCUUUAAUCAAGACGCGAACGUUCUCAGAGGAAGCCCGUCCGGCCUUGGGGGGUCGGGGGGGGGGCGCAGAUCCGGAGGCUGCGGAGAGGAAGCUGUGCUGGAGACUGGCUGAGUCGCCCCCAAAAAAGAUUCGCUUAGGCUACCCGUAGAAACACCCUUCCUUCUUUCACUUUAAACGUUUUUUACUCGAAAGGUACUCUUCUCUUCCCUUUGGGGAACCCCCCCCCCGUGUGAAUAGACCCAGGCACCCACUCACAGCCUCGCACUGCCGCUUCCCCGCGGGAGUGACGAUGGGGUGGAGAGGGUGGGAUUCAGGUGGCAAAUAGGAAGGCGUGAGUUUGACGUUGACGCUAAUGCCUUCGCAGCAUUGCAGGUGCAUGAGGAGAGAAAAUGUUUUUCCUUCUUUCACAAAAGUCUCUCUCCUCGGAGAGCCCAGCGAGGUGGGGCUCCGACACCCCAACCUGUGCAAGGUGGGCCUCCCCGGUGCGUUACACACUCGUAGCCGCACCCACCCGCCCACCAGCCCAGCAAGACGCAUUCCCCCACCUCUCUGGCCCGGGCUGUGCUCAGCCACACGCACGUGCAAAAUUGUCCUUUCGUUUUUGAAAGAUUUAGUGACUCCGAUGGAUCAGGGCCCCACCGUUUUGUUACCAAAAAAAUUUGUUUCCAUGGAAACACAAGCUCCAUUCACGUUAGUGCCAUCACCCUCGCAAAUACUCCUGAGGCCUCGGCCAGCCCAGCAGAGGUGCUAAUGGUGCAAAAAUCCAUAAGACAGAAUCCCUGGUUCCAAGAAUUCACAACAGAGCAAAGGGAAUGGACCCCCAGACGCUAAACUUAGAACAAGAGGGCCAAGGCUAGGCGAGAUGCGGCAGCCACGCCCUGUGGCGGCACUGGGGGCAGUGUGUGUUGGGGGGGGGGCGGGGGGUGCCUCCAGGAGGCCGGGAAGGCUGGGCAAGGAGGCGGGAGGCUGAAGGCCCGAGGCACCAGGUGGAAAGUGUGCUCCGGGCAGAGGGAACCCGCCUGCACCUGCCAGCGGACCCGCUGAGCCAGGCCCACCCACCGCCCCUUUAAGCCUGGGAGCCCCGGCCUCGCCCCGGGCUCCCCACUGGGGAGGUUGCGUCCCCCCAGAAAUCGGAGAGUGAUCAGGGAGGCGGCCGCACAACAUUGCUGAGCGUCUGCCGUGUUAAGCCAUUGCCACGAGACCACCUUUACUGUUUACCCACCCCGAGCGUAAGUAAUUCCGUGGGACGUGUAUUCGCACUGGAAGCCACGGUCACAUCCAGGGUCGCAGCGACCGGCGGGGAGGGCGCGGCAGCCGGUCGCCUGUGGCCAUUAGGUCCCCGUGUUUUUGUAACUGAAAUGGUUUCUGUGAAACAUAAUAAACCCGCAGAAACGGUUCCAGCGCGCACUCCUUGGGGCUUCCGCUUUCCUGCAUGAAACCUAGUUGCCCGGGUCGCUUCAGGUUGUGUUUUUCCCGAAGUGCUUCUCCCGUCUGUUCCGGGCGGCGCAGGGGCUGGUGGACACGGCUGAGCCUGGAGAGCAGGGCGCCCCGGGGGAGGGGGGACGGGUUUCCAUCUGAGGCCCCUGUCGGCCAGAUGUCAAAGCUCCUGCUGUGCCCUCUGCCCCUGCAGGGGGUGGGCCUGACGCUCCUGCCUCCCCCGCCCCGGCCCUGGCCUUGCCCGCCACCUGGCCGCCUGGCCGCCUGACCUCCAGAGAGUUGGAAGCUGACAUGCGCACUGGGCCACGGUCCUCACGUCCGUCCCAGACCAUCCCUAAGGCGGCCCUGUAACGCACUCUGUGGAAACGCUGUCACCUCCUCAGUGAGACAAAUGAACCCCCCAGGCCUCGGUGUUUGUCGGAAGUUCUCCCCCCAGCUGUGCCCCGCCCCCUCUCCCGCAGACACGGGACUGGGAUGGGACCGGCACCGGUCCGUGUGGCUGCCCGGGAACCUCCAGGUCCCCACCGGGAAGGUCCUGAUGGGCUUCGUCUCCGGUGCAGCCGGGCCCAGGACUUUUCCCAGCCCCCCGGAAUUCUGGUGAGCCCUGCCGCUUGGGGGACCCCUGGGGUGAAGAAAGUUCUGGGGGGCGGAGACGGGGCCCCCAGCUGACCGUCUCCCCGCUCUGAGCUCCUGGCCACGGGCCCCCGGGUGCGUAGCGUCUACAAGGCUGUCGGACCGUGCUCACUCGCGGCGCUCACCCUCACUGCCCACUGGAGUCCCCCGUGAGCUUAAAAGGAAGAGAGCGGGGACCUCAGGCCCCUUUAACCGAAAUCGCAGGGCUCCCCAUGUGGCUGGAGUGGCAGCCAGAGGUGAACCCCCCUCUCUGCGGUCACCCCGGGUCCUACAAGCCCGUGGUCUGGGUCACGCCCAGGUCAGGACCAGAUAAAACUGCCUGCGUUCAGUCGGGAUCCCCGGAGGCAGCCCACAGGGCAGCGUGCGGUCCCUGACACGCGGGACGUGGCCACUGCCGGCCGCUCCGAACGCCUCGAGUCCUUGUCGCCAGCAGCUAACUGACCUGAGAGGGGCAGGUGCCCAGCCAAGUGCGUUUGCUCAGGCGUGAGCGAGAAACGGGCCCCUCGGCCCGUGGGCGGCCACACUGCGAGGGCUGCUGGACGUGCCCUCAGUGCCCACCUCGCCUGCCUGCCUUUGGAGGAGCACGCGGCCACGGCCACGGCCACGAUCUGGUCCUUCCCUCACCCGGGGCUGUAAACCCAACCCAUCAGGAAGCCUGCCUCCCCCACACGCCUGCCGCGGGGCGGGGGGCAUACACCUCUGUGCUCUCAGACACACGCAGGCAGGACUUUCCAUGUACGUCUAUUUUUGUAACUUUUUUGAGGAAUUUUAGCCUCUUAUGUAGCACUGAACUUUGUAAGGUAUGUUUUUUAAAAUAUGUUUUUAUUGACUUCAGAGAGGAAGGGAGAGGGAGAGAGAGAGACAUCCGUGAUGAGGGAGAAUCAUUGGUCGGCUGCCUCCUGCACGCCCUUCAUGGGGGAUGGAGCCCGCAGCCUGGGCACGCGCCCUGACGGGGAAUGGAACGCCGGCCGGGCUCCCAAGCCUUUUAGUCAACAGCGCGUUCUCACCACGUAACCCGGACUAAGACCUCACAGCCCUGGCCGGGUGGCUCAGUGGGUUAGAGUGCCAUCCUGAUACACCAGGGUUUCGGGCCUGAUUCCGAGUCAGGGCACAUAUGAGAAUCCACCGUGAAUGCAAAAACAAGUGGAACAGCAAGUCGCCGUCUCUCUUGUGGGGCAGCUAAAGACAGCGGGCACUCCUGCAGCCUGCGCAGCCCGCCCUCUGGCCGCCGCGCCACCUUCGCUUCCAGGGCGAGAGAAAACCUCGGCUCACCAGUCACCUUCAGAGGGCAGGCGUCAGGAGGACUGCCUGAGCCGUCAGAUGGCUUCUAUCGAAACAAGAGGGUCCGUGCUUUCAGAAACAUGUCGGAUGUCCUUUUCACAAACUGUAUCUGGGGCCAAAACAAGCGAUGUGCGUGUGUGGCUUCUCUCUUCCCGCGGCAGGCACGGUGCACAAGGCUGUCCUCUCUGAAGGCCUACGAGUCCCCACCCUAUCGCCUGGCGGUACAUUUACAUGCAUUUAAUUUUGUUUUUUAUAUAGAAGACCUUCCGCCUAAUUUGGCUGCAAAAUAAUCUUGCUGUGUAAUAAUAGAAUCUCUGACAAACACGGAGACCCUGUGGGUUGGAGGUGACCGUGGAACUGAGUGGCUGGACAGGGCAGUCACUUCCUUCCAAAUCAAGCAGUAGCCGUGCAGCGCGCGGACACGGUACGUUUCUAACCUUGUGAGUGUGGAGAGAGGAAAGCAGUAUUUGUCCACGUGGAACGCAAGCCUCCCGGGCUAUGGUGUACACGUGGGAUCGGGACUCAUGGACUGCGUGUCGAGUAUUUAGCAAUUAGGUGUACACCAUUCAUUGUCUCUAUGCAUAAGUACCUAUACGAAUAAUACUGUAUUCCUGGCUAACAAUGUUGAUAUUCGUUAUUGAUCCUAUCUGACCUCCUGUAGAUGUUCUUUCCUGAUGACUUUUUAAAGUUCAUUAAUAAACUUUAUUUUUAGAGCA